This is a messenger RNA of Dictyostelium discoideum AX4, 297 nucleotides long. RefSeq names its product UPF0139 membrane protein. Bases 1 to 297 code for a protein of 98 amino acids. The transcript is spliced from 3 exons. Gene Ontology annotation, biological process: protein insertion into ER membrane; protein folding. The record is from RefSeq and is a predicted model, not a curated record. Gene Ontology annotation, cellular component: membrane; endoplasmic reticulum membrane. Lineage: Eukaryota; Evosea; Eumycetozoa; Dictyosteliales; Dictyosteliaceae. Gene Ontology annotation, molecular function: protein folding chaperone.
AUGUCAGACCCAAGAAAAGAGUCAUUAAUUGUAGAACGUUUUGAAAUGAGAGCUUCAACCGAACCAAAAGAAGGUGAACUCGAAUUAUAUUCAUUAUUUUCAAUUAUAUUUGGAUUUUUAGGAAUUAUGUUAAAAUAUAAAAUUUGUUUAUGGGUUAGUGCAGUAUGUUGCGUUGCAUAUCUUUCAAAUUUAAAAUCAAAAGAUUCUAGCGUUAGAACAAUUUUAUCACCAGUAUCACUAAGUUUAAUGGGCUUAGUUAUGGCUUAUUUUGGUCCUAAUUCAAAUUUAUUCGUCUAA